This is a messenger RNA of Ylistrum balloti, 5672 nucleotides long. RefSeq names its product acyl-coenzyme A thioesterase 1-like. The transcript is spliced from 9 exons. The coding region runs from base 100 to 1566 and encodes 488 amino acids. Lineage: Eukaryota; Metazoa; Mollusca; Bivalvia; Pectinida; Pectinidae. The record is from RefSeq and is a predicted model, not a curated record. Gene Ontology annotation, molecular function: fatty acyl-CoA hydrolase activity. Gene Ontology annotation, biological process: acyl-CoA metabolic process; fatty acid metabolic process.
CACUAGGAGUUUGUUAUUCGUAGCGUACCUAAGUCACGAGAGGAAGAGGUCACUGGGUCAGUCUGAUAUGUGUGAAGGCUGACCAUUUCACGAUCCACGAUGUUCAGACGCUGUUCAAUUUUAGGACUGUGUCCGAGACGUUCAUGGAAUUACUCGCAGACUCGAAAGACUAUACGACGACUUAUGUGUUCAUUGGCUCAUGAAAAUUUAUCAUGUGCACUGCACUUACAAAAGUGCCAUUCUACAUGUACUCAACCUAUUCGACAUUUUUCAUCAUUCAUUCGAGGCAUUGGACUAAAUGUGGACAAAUCAGAGUGUUUGAUGGAUGAGGACAUUGUUGUGAAAGUUUCCAAAUUGACUCCAAGCGAAAAAGUCACAAUCCUGGCUACGACAGAAAUAGAUGGAAAUCUCUUUUGGUCACAUGGUGUAUUUCGAGCCAAUGACAGUGGUGUUGUAGAUCUUAGCACGGAUACACCAAUUAGCGGCAGUUAUGAUGAAGCAGAUCCUGUAGGCUUAAUUUGGAGUAUGGUGGCAGCACCAUGGUUACCAGCACAUUGGCGCAUGUUCCAAGCCAGAGCUAUCAAGCCAAGGAUAUUUACCUUUAGUGUGUUCCCAGAAUCAGAUGAUCCAAGUCAGUACCUCAAAGAUAGAACGAAAAUGUUCGCAUCUGUUGAGCAUAAAAGAUGGUACAAAUCUUCUGAUACAAGACGAAUACCUGUUGAACAUCCACGACUCCAAGGCACUGUCUUUCUACCAGAAGGUCCAGGUCCCUUCCCGGGGGUCAUUGAUAUGUACGGUGGCCUGGUGGCAAUCGUGGAGGGACGGGCAGCGCUGCUUGCAUCCAAGGGAUUUGCCACUCUGUCCUUGUCAUAUGUUAACGGAAAGAAUCUGCCACAGACAAUGCUCAACAUCGAACUAAAUUAUUUUGAGGAUGCGGCAAAUUGGUUUGCUAGUUUACCAGAAGUACGUUCAGAUGGCCUUGGUGUGUUGUCUUUGUGUCUCGGUGGAACGAUGGCAUUGUGGAUGGCUCAGACUAUUCCAAACGUCAGAGCAGUGGUUAAUAUCAAUGGAAUGCCAUACACUCACAGUAAUUGGACGUACAAUAAAAUUGACAUUGGAUGUAAAACUUGGAUCGACAUAGAACGAUUUAAAAAAAUGGAGGAAGGUUUGUCGGUCAGGGACAUGUUUGUGGUUCAUGACGAAUCCUUUUUAAAGCCUUGGACACAUGGCGCCCACCUCCUGACAAUAUCCGGCGGCGAUGACCUCAUGACCCGUAUGGAAUAUAAUGUUCGCUUAUAUGAGGAAUUCAUGCCACAAGAUUAUCGCCAAAAGAAAACAGAGUUUGUAGUAUAUCCUGGAGCUGGACAUCUGAUAGAGGUGCCACACGCCCCAGUGUGUCGUGUUGUCGAGGCAGCUAACAGGAUCCAACAGGCAUUACAUCUACAGAAUCCCGUACACCAACAUAAUAAUCUAUUGCUGUCUGGAGGAUAUCCCAAGGAGCACGCCGCAGCACAAAGGAACGCAUGGCAGCUAUCAGUAGACUUUCUCAAGAAGCAUUUGUGUUGAAGAAAAAAUUCUCUGUUCUCUCAGUGUCAGCUACGCUGAAUUGAGUGUAUAACAUGGUAAAAAUAUGUCACCAAAUGAAUGAAAAAGGCAUUUAAGUGAGAGACCUGAUAGGAGAUUAAUUUGUGAACAUAAUUUGCUGCUAACGUGUUCAUGUCAUAUCUAUUCAAGUGAACGAACAUGCCAUAUCUAUUCAAGUGAUUGAACAUGCCAUAUCUAUUCAAGUGAUUGAACAUGCCAUAUCUAUUCAAGUGAACAUGCCAUAUCUAUUCAAGUGAAAACGAAUACAGACGGAAUAAACAGAGCAUUACUCGAGAACAUUGCAUAAUCAAUGUGUCACAUUAAUAACAGGUAUGCUUUAUACAUAAAUUACAUUAUCAAAGGCAAAUUGCAGAUGGUUGUUAACAGCAUUUUCCUCCAGUCAAUCAAAAAGAGUUACUGCCCUUGUUUGCAUUUUUUUGCUAGCUAGGAAAGAGAGACAGAAGACAAGGAAGAGCAGAAAUUCAGGCGGGUAAUCUUUAGCAUCCAAAUAAAACAAUGUAAAAAUGCACCCGCCACACCCUAUUAUUAGAAAUGGAAUAAUUUGCCAAUUUUGUAUGAAGCUGUUGUUUGCUUUGUUUAUUUCUUUCUCUCAUAUUUUUUAGCAUUCUUGUCCAUCACAGUCCUUUCUCAUCAGUGAGACAUGAUAUUCUGUGUGGCAGACAGUUAUCAAAUAAACAGCGUUUCAAUUGUGUAUGUGUAAUAAGGCCUUAUCAGGUGAACAAAUAAUUGUCUAUAUUUUACCUGCACUCAUUCUUGAAGAAUAUGUAUGAUGGGCAAGAAAAGGUGGGUGUCGCUACGCAAAGGAGAUCAGUAUUAUAAUUGUUGAAGAUUCCAAGAUAGGAAGCAAGCAUUGAUUUUGUUUAAUUAUAUAGACUUAAUGUCAAGGGGAUGUCUGUCCCCAGGAUUGUCAUGAUAAAUAGCAUUGUUGUUUUUUUUUACGUCAGCUACGGUGUACAGUAUACAUGUAUUUUUAUAUCAUUAAAUACUGUGGCCAAGAUAUUCCAAAUAUGGUGUUUAUUAAUCAUUUACUGUGAUUGAGUGAUUUGAUCUUGGAUAAUUCAUUUUAUACACAGAAAAAAGUUUAAAAAUCUGGCCUAUGUAAUACCAAAGUCUUGCUUUCACCCAUUUAGUCGAACUGUACCUAUUGAUAAUCACUUCUGUGCAUUUGGUGAGUGGUUACUAACUGUGGUCAUUAUGGCAAUGUCUGAAUUCACUAAAUUUUAAAUUCAUACAAAUAUAUACACACCAUACAUCUAUAUAAACAUCAUACACUUAUAUACACACCAUACAUCUAUAUAAACAUCAUACACUUAUAUACACACCAUACAUCUAUAUACACACCAUACAUCUAUAUACACACCAUACAUCUAUAGAAACACCCCGGUCCAUGAAAAUUUAACUAAAACAAUCGGAGCGUUGCUGUUACAAGCUACAUCGGCACAGACUUCCCUCACUUAUAAUAGUGCUUAUGAUUAUGUCAGUUUGUUGGUACUGUGUUUACAGGUACCCCAGUUUUAUCUACCUCAUACAAUAUACUUGCAUAAUUUGUUGCUCACUUAUUCCAGCAGGGGUUAGCGCCAGCUACUAUUUCUACAUAUGUCGCAGCUAUAGGGGUUAGCGCCAGCUACUAUUUCUACAUAUGUCGCAGCUAUAGGGGUUAGCGCCAGCUACUGUUCCUACAUAUGUCGCGGCUAUAGGGGUUAGCGCCAGCUACUAUUUCUACAUAUGUCGCGGCUAUAGGGGUUAGCGCCAGCUGCUAUUUCUACUUAUGUCGCGGCUAUAGGGGUUAGCGCCAGCUGCUGUUUCUACAUAUGUCGCGGCUAUAGGGGUUAGCGCCAGCUACUAUUUCUACUUAUGUCGUGGCUAUAGGGGUUAGCGCCAGCUACUGUUUCUACAUAUGUCGCGGCUAUAGGGGUUAGCGCCAGUUACUAUUUCUACAUAUGUCGCGGCUAUAGGGGUUAGCGCCAGCUACUAUUUCUACUUAUGUCGCGGCUAUAGGUGUUAGAGCCAGCUACUAUUUCUACAUAUGUCACGGCUAUUGGUUAUAUAAACAGGCUCUGUGGUUACGGCGAUCCCGUUCAGUCAUUUUUGAUAAAAAAGCUGCUUAAUUCGGUUCAUCGGGGUACUCACCAAUCCGAUAAUCAUUUACCUAUCACACCUGAGAUCCUCACUCAAUUGGUUGCCUCCCAAAGGUAUACUACGUCGUCACCUUAUCACCUUCAUUUAAUUAAUGCCAUGUAUUUAUUGGCUUUCCAUGCUUUCUUGCGUGUGGGUGAGAUGACUGUUAACGUGGAACGAGCGUCGGUCAGCAAUCCGGGGAAAUGAACACCGAAAAGAUUGAUUUCAAUGACAAAUGUUUAUUUACAAUGAUGACAAUAAAGAGAUUAAAUAAAAAAAACCUAUAAUACCCACACGUCACACUCACUAAUUCACUCAUUCACAAACACAAUUAUUACAAGUUACAGUCUGUAGCUACACACACAACGACGAAUGGGAUCCUGGUACAGUUCCGGUGCAAGACAGUCGCUAACCUGCAACCACGCUCAAUCCAGAGCCAAGAGGUAUAAACACAUCAAGCAGCACCAUGCUUGCUUGAAACGCCCAAAAUGGCAAACUCACUAGUGUCCAAGACACGACAGGAAAGCUGGGAUGUACACACUAGUGUCCUUGACACGACAGCCAUCCCAAUAGUAGAUAUACUGUGACUCAGCCUCCAAGCAAGUCGCUGACCCUGGCCUACGUAACGACCCAACACAUGUAUUCCAUGCUGACCUUGACCCUGGCGAAGAGAACUUAUCCGGUCGGUCCUGACACUGGAGUCACAAUGAGUUGGCACAGCUGACUGGUCCUGGCUUGCUAGCUGAGAAUCCUAGUCCGUUAUGUGAAGCACAAUCUGUCGUCUGUGCCUUGUUCACAAUAUCGGAAACAGCUAUAUUUACAUAUCGGCUACACGAACUCACAAAACUGUGGACCGUAAACAAGUGUCCAUUCCGUGCACAACCGGUCAAGCCCGUGACGUAUAUCCGCCCAGUGGUGCGGACAAUUAAGAGUCCUUACACCGCAAAACAAACUCAAAUUAAAACUUACCAUUUAUAGACAAACUAUACAUGCUUACGUGACAAUGACAUAGAGUAAAUCAGCUGGCAAUGUGUUACAGUUUGCAGAUCUUAAGGUGCUCACAAAUUCUUCCUGCCCUCUUGGCCAACUGGAAUUGACAUUUCAUUCCUUCAAAGGACAUUAUAACAUACGUCCUAUUACGCUAGCCAUUGCUGCUGCCAGGCAAAAUCAGACUUUAUGCCCUGUCCUUGCGAUGCGACAAUAUCUGCAGCUUUGUGGCCAGAUUUCUGGCCCACUUUUUUGUUUUCCUGGUGGGCAGGCUGUUUCUUAUGCCUUUUUCUGUGACAGUCUCAAGCAAUCCUUGGGCUGGGCAGGCCUUUCUCAUCUAUGGAUUACUCCGCACAGUUAUCCGAAUUGGUGCUGCUAGCUAUGCAGCAUCGCGUGGUGUUUCUGAUGAUGAGAUACAGCAGAUGGGCAGGUGGCAGUAGUUGGCCUUUAAACAGUAUAUUUGUCUGCCUUCAGUGUUUGAUUGGUGUUUUAAUUUUGAAUGAUACAUUAUUUAUUCCUUCAACAUUUGUCGUACCUUUAGUCAUGGGGUCUACUGGUCACCUGAGAUAGAGUUAAGCUUGUGCAAAAAUUCCCCCCUUGCUUUUAAUGGCACAUUAUAUCUAUUGUAUUGUAAUAAUUUUUGGUUAUAUAUUUUCUGUCAUAUCUUGUGUAUUUUAGAACAUGUGUAUUACCAUAUUUGGCAACUAUUUAUUUAACCUUUCUGAUUUCAUAGUUUCUCCCAACUUCCAUGGCAGCAGAUGGGGGAGAGAUUCCUUACCCAUAGGUUGCACCUAGGGAAAGUUAUCUCUGUGGCAUUUUCUGAUCCCCAUCUUAGACUUGUUUAAUGUUUUUUUCAUAACAUUGUUAACAAGAACAUUUGGUAUAUGAUGUAUGUUCAUGAGAGUUUACAUAUGUACAUUUAUAUAUAUAUGUCGUUAAUAAAAACGGCCAAUUUCAAUUCA